Piliocolobus tephrosceles (Ugandan red Colobus) is the source of this 803-nucleotide messenger RNA. It is a transcript of the gene TRAPPC5, whose product is annotated as trafficking protein particle complex subunit 5. Bases 202 to 768 code for a protein of 188 amino acids. Gene Ontology annotation, cellular component: TRAPPI protein complex; TRAPPII protein complex; TRAPPIII protein complex. The transcript is spliced from 2 exons. Lineage: Eukaryota; Metazoa; Chordata; Mammalia; Primates; Cercopithecidae. The record is from RefSeq and is a predicted model, not a curated record. Gene Ontology annotation, biological process: endoplasmic reticulum to Golgi vesicle-mediated transport.
AGGCUGCAGUUCCUGGUGAGACCCUGCCUGCCCCUCUUACCCGCGCCGGGCCUUGUGAGCUCCCGACCCCUUCCCCGCGGGCCUGUAGGUCCCGGGCUGGGGUCUUGGCGUCCGCGAUCCCGGGUCCGCUCGCUCCGGCCCCCUUCAGGAGGCUGCGAGGAGGGUGGGUUUCUCCCCAUUGUAGAGGGCGGCGGCGGCGCCAUGGAGGCGCGCUUCACGCGCGGGAAGUCGGCACUGCUGGAGCGCGCGCUGGCGCGGCCGCGCACGGAGGUGAGCCUGAGCGCCUUCGCACUGCUGUUCUCUGAGCUGGUGCAGCACUGCCAGAGCCGCGUCUUCUCAGUGGCCGAGCUGCAGGCGCGCCUGGCCGCGCUGGGCCGCCAGGUGGGCGCGCGCGUGCUGGAUGCGCUGGUGGCGCGCGAAAAGGGUGCACGGCGUGAGACCAAGGUGCUGGGCGCGUUGCUCUUCGUCAAAGGUGCCGUGUGGAAGGCGCUCUUCGGCAAGGAGGCGGACAAGCUGGAGCAGGCCAACGAUGACGCGCGUACCUUCUACAUCAUCGAGCGCGAGCCGCUCAUCAACACCUACAUCUCCGUGCCCAAGGAGAACAGCACGCUCAACUGCGCCAGCUUCACGGCGGGCAUCGUGGAGGCGGUGCUCACACACAGCGGCUUCCCUGCCAAGGUCACGGCGCACUGGCACAAGGGCACCACGCUCAUGAUCAAGUUCGAGGAGGCAGUCAUCGCUCGAGACCGGGCCCUGGAGGGCCGCUGACCCUGCUGGAGAUAAAGGAUACAGAGAGCCCCCUC